Lottia gigantea (owl limpet) is the source of this 5174-nucleotide messenger RNA. RefSeq lists its product as hypothetical. Gene Ontology annotation, cellular component: membrane. The record is from RefSeq and is a predicted model, not a curated record. The transcript is spliced from 17 exons. Bases 133 to 4923 code for a protein of 1596 amino acids. Lineage: Eukaryota; Metazoa; Mollusca; Gastropoda; Lottiidae.
CUUCAGAUUAAAUUAAUUGGUGGCAGUACAACAGGAGAAGGUCGGGUGGAGAUCAGAUUAGACAACACACAUUCAUGGGGAACAAUCUGCGAUGACUUAUGGGGCGACGCUGAUGCAACAGUAGUAUGUCGUAUGUUCGGUUACAAGUUCGGUAGUCCUCGUCGAUAUGCCACUUUUGGACAAGGAAGCGGUCCAAUUUAUAUGGACAAUGUCCAGUGUCGAGGAAACGAACCAGUUAUAACAAAUUGCUCAUAUUCUGGGUGGGAAACACACAACUGCAGACAUUACGAAGAUGCUGGCGUGACUUGUUUUAAUUAUGAUAAGGCACCUACGGUACAACUUGUCGGUAGUGGUCCAAGAAGUGGAAGAGUUCAAAUAUCCUUCAAUGGUCAAACUGGAACAAUCUGUGAUAACAGUUGGUCGAACAAUGAUGCCAGAGUGGUGUGUAAAACCAUGGGUUUUGUUGAUGGUAUAGCAUUUAAGGGUUCAUAUUAUGGACGCGGAUCUGGUGCUAUUUUCUUGGAUAGGUUAUAUUGCAAUGGGAGAGAGGGUACUAUUUUUGGCUGUCCUAAUAGAGGUUGGACAAUAGCGGACCGGAGCUGCACAGAUCACUCUAAAGAUGCCUCAGUGGUGUGUUAUAACGAAGAGGUAUCCAUAUCAUUAAUCAAUGGACCAACUGGAAAUCAAGGUAUCGUUCAAAUAACGAUUGAUGGUAGACCCGGAACUCUUUGCGGAUCAACAUUCUCCUCUACAUCAGCCAAGGUCCUGUGUAAACAGAUGGGAUACCUUGACGGUACAGCACAAUCUAGAAGUUUGUAUGGUAACACUACGGGAUUUUCCUACAUGUAUCAACCGUCAUGUGAUGGUACAGAAAGCAAGAUAUGGAACUGUAAAAAUCAAGGAUGGAAUGUGACCACCCGUUACUGUGCUGCUCAUAAUAAUGAUGCAAGACUUCGUCUGAAUGGAACUAAGAGAGGUUAUGGACGAGCUGAAGUCGCUAUAGAUGGAGUGUGGGGUAGAAUGUGUACAGGUUAUUCCUCCUAUUACACUGCUAAUGCUGUCUGUAAACAGUUGGGUUUCACUGGUGGUAACAGUGUCAGCUCACGUUCUAGUGGUAGAGGUCGCAUCUAUAUUCGAAGUGUUUCCUGUAACAGUAACGCAGAGUCUUUAAACCAGUGUUCAAUUAGUUGGGGAACAACCAGAUACUGUAGAGAGCUGAAUGUACAAUGUUAUGGAAGAGUUCGGCUUACUAAUGGUAAUCAUCUGUCCACUGGUUCUAUAGAAGUUAACAUCAAUAAUAACUGGGGAUCUGUUUGCGAUCACAACUGGAAAGCUGCAAACACUAGAGUUGCUUGUAAACAGUUAGGGUAUGAUGAUGGGCUAACUGCUUGUUGUUCAGCCUACGGAAAUCAUCCUAAAGCCAUCAUAGAGAAUGUUAAUUGUGCUGGAACUGAAUCUCGUCUUCAAGACUGUACUCAUGACAAUCCACACAAAUCAUCUUGCUACCAACACAAUGUUGCUGUCAUUUGUUACAAGGGAACCAAACCAACAACUUACACUUGGAAAUUGGGUGGUGGAAACAACUACACGGGAGAAGUUUUGGUUGAUUACAUGGGUACUACUGGUAGAAUAUGCUCUGAUAAUUGGGAUGACAAUGAUGCUAGAGUAGUAUGUAAAGCCCUGGGUUUUAGAAAUGGAACUGCUUAUAACCAUGCUAGAUUUGAUUAUUACUAUGCCUCACAUGGACCAUUCUGGUUAAAUAAUGUUGGAUGUACUGGUAGUGAAGCCACUCUUAAUGACUGUCCUCUGCCCACGACGCCUUUAGGGGGAGUAUCAAAAUGUAAUUCAGGGAAAGCUGCAGGAGUUUUAUGUGCCGAUAUUUCCGGUAUUUACUACAGAAUCAAUGGACCGCAAGAUAAUAUGGGACGUGUUGAAGUAUCUGUAAAUGGAGUUUGGGGUUCGAUUUGCAACACCGGUUUUGAUAACAGAGAAGCCAAUGUUUUCUGUCGAACGCUUGGAUAUUCGGACGGUCGAGCCCAAGUUGUAUCAUAUCCAAACCCAUCUGGACCUGUUUUUAAAUCAAACUUCCAGUGUACAGGAGACGAAAAUAACCUUGCAGCCUGUCCACACCAAGGUUGGCUCAAGGCCACAGACUAUCGGUGUUCCAAUCAUCGCCGUGAUGCUAGUAUAAUUUGCUAUGAUCAAGUGCGACUAGCAACCGGAUUUGGUCCAGAUAUAAAACAAGGCCCAGUUCAAUACUACAGUAAUGGUACCUGGAAUUUAGUUUGUGAUACUAACUUCAAUGAUCUAAGUGCGAAACGUAUUUGUCAAGAUAUCGGAUUCUUCGAUGGAAAAGCUAUCUGCUGUUCAGCAUAUGGAAUCGGUUUCCAGUUCUGGUAUAAUGGAGGUUACAGAAUCAGUAAUAUGACAAUGGCUUGUACUGGAAACGAAAAGAGUUCGAUGGAAUGUUUACAAGAAUCCACUUGUGAAUCACAAAAUUAUGCUUCUGCCAUUUGCUUCAAUGAUACGGAUGUUAUAAAUGAAAAUUACGACUUCCAUUUCCAUGAUUCGACAGAUAAAUCUGGUCGUAUUGAAGUAUCUCAUUAUAAUACGAAGGGUAGAAUUUGCAGUACUUUUUGGGAUGAUACUAAUGCUAGAGUUUAUUGUAAGAAGCGAGGAUAUCCAGAUGGUAUAGCUUAUCACUCUUCACGAUGGACAUGGACUUCAGUCACAGAAAGGGGACCUUUUUGGGUUGGAAGUAUGAACUGUACAGGAUCUGAACCUUCAUUAAAAAAUUGCAGUUUUACAGAUCGUUUAACGUUAGGUAACUGCUCUCAAGCUGAUGUUGGAGCUGUUUCAUGUUUCGAUGAUACAAGUGGUAUCCAAUACCGAUUAGCUGGAGGAGAUAAGAAAGAAGGUCGAGUGGAGAUCAGUGUAGGUGGAGUCUGGGGAACAGUUUGUGACUUAUUUUGGGAUAAAAGAGAAGCUGGAGUGUUAUGUCGCUCCUUGGGUUAUUCUGAUGGCUAUUCUGUCAGAGGUGCACACUAUGGCCCAGGAAGCGGUCCUGUAUGGUUGAGUAGAUUACGAUGUACUGGUACAGAGACUGAUCUUCACAGAUGCCCGCAUAACGGUUUUCAGAGUGAAGUUGUCGAUGGUUCUACAUACAGCUGGCGUAAAUGUCAAUCACAUGAUGAUGACGCCUCCGUAGUUUGUGUUGAUAAAUUGAAGUUGAACUUGGGACUCAAUGCUUCCAUGGGAGCUGUCGAAGUUUAUGUUUCACCUUCUUGGUUAGGAGUUUGUGAUGAUGGUUUUGAUGAUAAUGCUGCCGCAGUAGUGUGUAGAACUAUGGGUUAUCCAAAUGGUGUGAAGCUUCCUGGUUCUAGCUUUGGUGUUACAGAUGGUCCCAUUGGUGUGACAAAAGUUAAAUGCAGUGCUGUUAUGAAGACCUUUUCUCAAUGUGCCCAAACUAUAUCCAGAACCUGCCCGAGUGGAUUAUAUGCCUCAGUUUAUUGUAGUAUGGAUGAUAUUGUUGAUGAUGGCAUCAAAGUAGAACUGGAUCCUGACUCUACAUCUGGACAGUCCGGUCUGGUCAAAGUCCAUAAAGGAGGAGUGUGGGGUAGUGUUUGUAUGGCUGGUAUCGACAAAGUCUUUGCUACUGUUGCCUGUCGCGAAUUUGGUUUUGGGGGCGGGAUUCCAUACACUUCCAGAGAAAAAGAUAUUAGACCAAUUCUUAUGGCAGAUGUAAAAUGUAAUGGUGCAGAGCGAUCGCUUAAGGAUUGUAGUUAUACAGCCAAAUCUAAAAAUAAUUGGUGUGAUUAUUAUGCACCCAGAGCAGGUGUUCUUUGUUACAAUACAAGUAUACAAUUCCGUCUUACUGGUGAUACUGAUAAGAGCAGAGGACGAAUUGAAAUGAAUGUUGAUGGACAAUGGGGAGCCUUCUGUAAUUCCUGGACAGAUUCUCGUAUUGGCAGAGUUGUGUGUAAACAACAGGGGUUUGUAGAUGGUAUAAUGGUAUCAGGAAAUAAAUAUAUAUCACCCGAUGAUGAACCAAUGUGGUAUACCAGUACUCGUUGUAUUGGAAAUGAGAGCUCAAUCACAACAUGCUCGAGUGAUGGGUUCCAGUAUAACGGUUACUACAGACGAUAUUAUGAAUGGGCUUGCAGACGAAGAACUGGUCCCAUUUCAGUACAGUGCUAUAACCAGGAAUUUAAGAUAAGUCAACUACGUUUAGCAGAUGGAACCAAUAGUUCUGGAAGAGUGGAAGUAUUCUUAGAAGGUCCAAAUCAGUGGGGAACAGUGUGUGAUGAUUAUUGGUCAGAUGUUGAUGCCACCGUUGUUUGCAAUCAACUUGGUUUUGCUACUGGUACAGCUAUAAAACGAGCAGCUGUGUUUGGCCAAGGCACUGGUCAAAUUUGGUUAGACGACGUUGCAUGUACAGGCUCGGAAAUGAACUUAAAGGAUUGUCCAAGUAACGGAUUCUCUGUCCAUAAUUGUCAACAUACAGAGGAUGCGGGUGUAACUUGUAAAGGUGUAUAUGUUCCGCCUACCACACCUCCCAUUGUUUCAACUAAACCUACCGGCAAAGGUGGUCCGGUAACAGAGCAAAUCACUGGUGGUAAAUCUGGUUCUGAUUCUGGUACAGCUGCUGCCAUUGCAGUGCCCAUAGUCAUCAUAAUCAUCGUGGGUGCUGUUCUUGGGUUCUUAUAUUAUAAACGCUAUGGAAACAGAUUUAAAGACUUGCGAGAAGAUCUUGUUGACGAGGCACCAAAGCAUGGUGGUGGUGGUGUUUCAUUGCGACCAAGUGGUGCGUUCUUCUCAAAAUUUAGAUCAGGUGGCGCUUCAUCCUCCGCUCAACCAGGGGUCACCAAUCCUUCUUAUGAAUUUGCACAGCCAUCGACAUUCAGUCCUGAAUCCGAUUCAUAAGUCAAGAUACGUCUCAUUCAUUUGUUAUUCUGUUAAAGUUAUUAAUAUAUAAAUUUGUUUCAUUGUUUAAUGUGAUAAAAUUAAUGUGAUUUAAUGAUAACUGUAUAAUAUUAUUUAUAAUUAUGAAUACCAGACUAUUUUUAUCAUUUUACAGAAUGUUAGCCUAUCUUUCUACUUUUUUAUACAUGUACUAUACUUUUGGUGUGUUUUUUGUAAAUAUUCAUGUAAAUAAAUAGUAGUUUACAUCAUCA